GACCCGGGUUGUAGGGACCUCAACUUAGAAGUUGUACCUAGCUAGACCCAUCAAACAUUCCUCCGUCUAGACCUUCGGUGCGCAGUACAGCCUGGUGCUGUAACGACAACUCGCACGGCAUGGGGAACACACUUUCCAGCAAGCCGGCUAUUAAGUCGCCGCUUACCAUAUCCUCAGAUACAGUUGUUCCGCUGCACCGGUUCGACGAUACACCGAUCACCAGAAAUGUCAUUGUCGAGUUUACGAUGAAAUUUGAUGACGUGUUGGAUCUCGAUAAGCUGCGCCUAUCGCUGGAGAAGCUUCUGAGCCGGCAUGACUGGCGUAAGUUGGGCGCAAGACUGAGACUCAACGCUGAUAAUAAACUCGAAUAUCACAUUCCGGAUUCCUUCAGCGAGAAGAGGCCGUCGUUUACAUACUCACAUGUGGAACAUGAUGUCGAGAUCUCCAGGCAUCCGACAGGGUGUCGUCUUCCGAGAGCCACCGCAAAACCCACCGUGCUGAGUGACCCGGAGGAAUUUGCGCCCUUGCUGCGUCGAUGGGAUGCCCCUCGAUGGCUUAGCGACUACUUGUACACUGACGCACCGCAGCUGAGCUUACACAUUGUAUCAUUUACCGACGCGACGAUUGUGUCGCUCUCGUGGCCGCACACCCUACUCGACGCGAUGGGGCGAAAGGAGCUCCUAGACGCUUGGAUAGCCGUGCUCGAGGGCCGGGAGGACGACGUGAAACCGCUCCUCGGCGUGUUACAAGACCCUCUGGAACCGCUGGGGAAAGAUCCGCAAGAACCGUACGUCCUGGCUCACCGCCGCCUGUCUCCGAUCCAAGCCCUGAUCUUCGCCGUGACCUACAUCUGGACAACCUUAUUCUGGUCGCGCGGCGAGGACACGCGAAUGCUCUGUGUCCCGGCCGCGCACGUGCGGUCCCUGCAUAAGGGCGCACUCGACUACCUCGCCUCCCAGACGGAUGAGAUCGAGGACGAGAAGGCGAAACCGUUCGUCAGCGAAGGCGACGUGCUGUCGGGCUGGGUCACGCGCCUCGCCCUCCAACACCUCCAGCACACGGAAAAAACGGUGUCGAUCAUGAACGCCUUCGGCAUGCGCUCGGUGCUCUCGAAGGACCUCCUCCCGCAGACCCACGCCUACGUCGGCAACGCGGUCGCCGGCGUCUGGGCGUUCGUAUCCAUGCGGGACCUGUUCGCGCGGCCCCUAGGCCACGUCGCGGCGUCGGUGCGCCGGUCCAUCGCCGAGCAGGGCACGCGAGCGCAGGUGGAGGCGCGCGCGGCGAUCGACAUCGCGGCUGGCAAGAAGGGGAAGACGGCGCUGUACGGGGACCCGACGAUGGUGCCGAUGAUGAUCUCCAACUGGAGCAAGGCCAAGUUUUUCGACACGGACUUUUCGGCCGCGGUGGUGCGUCCGGGGGCGGACCCGGCGAAGCGGACUAAUAAGAUCGGGCGCCCGUCGUACGUCCAGCCCAAUGGUCUGGUCAACGGCAUGCCGACGCGCAACUCGUUCCCGAUUGUCGGGAAGGAUGCUGCGGGUAACUAUUGGCUUUCUGGCACGCUGCGGAAGGGUCUCUGGGAACAGGUCCAGGAAGAAAUGGAUGCCGAGCAUUAUUACCUGUCCCGUCAGUCCGCGAAGGCCUAGAGAUGUACGAUUGAGACGCCCCGAUUAGUCGGUAUAAAUGGUUGAAGUUUGACGAAAGCUCCAUUCAUGCCUGUAUAUACGGAUACCCUGUAUGUUCCAUGUUUGUUUGUUACCUAGUAGCGGU
Molecule: messenger RNA, 1767 nt
Organism: Daldinia caldariorum
Lineage: Eukaryota; Fungi; Ascomycota; Sordariomycetes; Xylariales; Hypoxylaceae
Exons: 2
Coding region: 120-1643 (507 amino acids)
Molecular function (GO): acyltransferase activity, transferring groups other than amino-acyl groups
Source: RefSeq, a predicted model, not a curated record